Molecule: messenger RNA, 2189 nt
Organism: Strigops habroptila (Kakapo)
Lineage: Eukaryota; Metazoa; Chordata; Aves; Psittaciformes; Psittacidae
Gene: AK3
Product: adenylate kinase 3
Exons: 5
Coding region: 318-794 (158 amino acids)
Biological process (GO): nucleobase-containing compound metabolic process
Cellular component (GO): cytoplasm; mitochondrion
Molecular function (GO): AMP kinase activity; ATP binding
Source: RefSeq, a predicted model, not a curated record
GUGCUCCGCCGCUGCCCGGCGCCUGCUCGCACCACCGGAGCUAUGGUGGUGCCGCCGCUGCUGCGCGCCGUCAUCAUGGGGCCCCCGGGCUCCGGGAAAGGCACCGUCUCCGCUCGGAUUAUCAAACAUUUCGGGAUGAAGCAUCUCUCCAGCGGCGACCUGCUGAGGGACAACAUGCAGAAGAGGACAGGCUUGUGGGCUCUUUUUCGCUUGCUGGAGGUCAGAGAUAGUGUAAUGCGGCUUCUCUUACUUUCACAGAAGUUGGAAUCCUUGCCAAGUCCUACAUUGAUCAAGGGCGGCUUAUUCCAGAUGACAUCAUGACACGGCUAAUGCUGAAUGAGCUAAAAGGUCUAGAUCAGUACAACUGGCUGUUGGAUGGUUUCCCCAGAACGGUUGCUCAGGCAGAAGCCCUGGACAAAGAAUGUCAAAUAGACACUGUGAUUGACCUAGACGUGCCAUUUGAGACCAUAAAAUGUCGGCUCACAGCACGCUGGAUCCACCCUGCCAGUGGCAGAGUCUACAAUCUGGAAUUCAGUCCUCCCAAAGUGCAGGGCAUUGAUGAUAUUACCGGAGAGCCACUUGUUCAGCGUGAUGAUGAUAAGCCAGAGACAGUUACGAAGAGGCUGCAGGCUUACGAUGCACAAACAAAACCUGUUCUUGAAUAUUACCGGGAAAAAGGGUUAUUGAAAUCCUUCUCUGGAACAGAAACCAAUAAGAUCUGGCCACAUAUCUAUGCUUUCCUCCAAACCAAGUUGCCAGAUGUAAACCAGAAAGAUGCUGCCACUACCAGGUGAAAAUAGGUCUAAAUUCUGCUCACACUUGAUUACACGAGAUUCAGCAGUCAAGGAUUUCUCUUAAGUAGCCUACCAGACUGAUCAAUAAUUAAAGUCUAAUGUUGUCCUUAACUUACAUUACGAUAAAACUUUGUUGCGUGUGGUUCUCACUUUAAUGUUGUAUUUAUAUUAAAUAUACCUAAUUUUUAUAAUAUAGUACUUCAACAACUUAUAAUAUAGACUUCAACAAAAGCAGCUGCUCUUGUCUUUUAUUCGUAAAAUAUUUAUGUUUGCAAAUACUGACUGGUGAAGGAAACACAUUUCAGAAUACAGCUUAAUUACAAAGCACAUUUAUUGAUUUACUCACUCAUGAAAUGUAGGGUGAAUCAAUGGUAAGGACAUGAAAGCAUGUUUCUGAAUGCGUGACUAGUUUGGGCCAGCCAGAAACCAUAACCACUAUUCUGCAAAAGGCCAUUUCAGACCAGAACUGGCAUACAUAUAUAGAUCGUUAUCAUGGAAGACAGUCACCUUCUUCUAGCUUUGCUUGCACACGUUACUUGGUUUUGCUGGGCUUAAUUAUGCUUAGCACUUGCUGGAUGAUUGGCCUUAUUGCUAUCUUUAUAUGUCUGCCCUCAGAGCAGCUAUCAGGCAUGAAAAGUGGAGUUUCACUGAUGUGCUACACAUUUGGUAAAGCCUCUGUCUUUGUGCAGCUGUCCAAGACAUUACUAGUAAGAAGACAGAAAAUACUGAACAGAUUAAGUGUAACCUGGUAAACCUGGAGCUAGAUGAUCCUCACACACUUUAUCGUAUUAUUGUAGCAACUUUCAUUGCAGCAAUUGCACUGGUUUUCGUGGUUUCAUACUAAGAAUUCACAUCUCUGUUAUUCACGAGAUAACUGGAAUUACGGAACUCCACAGGCCACACAUUUUAACAGUCCAGGUAACGCAGACAUUGCUAUUUUUCAGUGAACUCUCCUAGCUUUUUUUUAUGCUCACCAGAUUGAGUUUCAAGAAGAGUCAGCAAAACCUGAGGAACAUACAACUCUGUCUGGGCGAUGCCUGAAGUAGCUGUGUACUGCUCAUGCAGGUCCCAAUCUCCUUGUGCAGUGAUUGCUUGGAGACAACUACAAAGCUGUGGUGCUGACGUACCUUGGACUGACUACAUUUGCAAAUCUAGUUUUAGCAUUAUCAACAUUGAGACACAUUUGAGUCUAAAAAAGGUGGUCACUGUAGAAUUCAUAAAGCUUUCUCAUUAGUAUAAGUGCACAAAUUGGCUGCAGCUAUCACUGCAAGCAGUUUUCCUUAUAUUUUAGAGAAGGUUUGCCAAAAGGCUGACCACCUGUACUUUCAUCUUCAAAAAUGUCUAUAUGGAGGCUGUAGACUGAGUUUAAGAUAUCACUUCCUUAGAAAAGUCAUA